AUGGUUUUCUCCACCACAGGCAAUGCAGCAAUUUGGACUUGGAAGCUUGAUUUGAAGUGCAGUAGUUGGAGAAGAAGCAAGAUCAAACCACUCAAAGUAAUUGCAGGUGGGAUUCAAGCAUUUGAAGAAGUUUGCAGAGAGAAUCAGUCAAUCCUCCCUACAAUUAACCGGAGAUCUUCUUACACCAAGUUUUCUCCAUGGCUUAUAUUUGUUAAAGAUAAUGACAGCAUUUGCAACCUCGUGGACCCAAUGCAAAAUAACAAGCAAUACCUCAUCAAAGUCCCUGAAUUACUUAUAGGUGCUAAAAUCCAUUAUUCAAGAGGAGGUUGGCUACUAAUGUCUAAUGGUAUGAAAAGUGUAUUCUUCUUCAACCCCUUCACAAGAGAAAUCAUCCAACGUCCAUACAUGCCAAUGGAUAAUGUCCUCCAUUGCAGACUCUUAUUUUCCUCAUUACCUACCUCUUCAACUUAUGUUGUUUUAUCCAUUGGACACUGGAUCCGGCAACAGAACGAAGUACUAGGUGAUUUUUCCAUUUACACUAUUGAACGAGGAAACAAUUCAUGGAGGUCUGAAAAACUUUUGAAUAUGCAUAUUGACAUGUACAUGACAUGGCUUAAGGAUCCAGUUUUUUAUAAUGGGCAAAUCUACUGCGUGGAAGAUGACGAAAAUCUAGGAGUUCUUAGUAUAGAAGAUAAUAUUACUUGGAAAAGUCUUCAGAAACCCGAUAAACAGUUCUCUGUGAAUGCUGCAUACAGAAGUUUCUUGAUUGAAUGCGGACGAGAUCUUUUAUUAGUGCGUGUAGGGUCUCAAGGGAAAUCAGUUGGAGUUUAUAGAUUAGAUUUCUCUGAGCUGAUUUGGGUUGAAGUUGAAAGUUAG
This is a messenger RNA of Papaver somniferum (opium poppy), 876 nucleotides long. Its product is annotated as F-box protein At1g49360-like. Bases 1 to 876 code for a protein of 291 amino acids. The record is from RefSeq and is a predicted model, not a curated record. The transcript has 2 exons. NCBI's taxonomy places the organism in Eukaryota, Viridiplantae, Streptophyta, Magnoliopsida, Ranunculales, Papaveraceae.